GGUCUUCUCUACGUCAAUUAUGGCAGUAAUCAAUAUGAGUAUGAAACUUCUGAUAGACACAGAAAACCUCAAGAUGCUUUUUGCUGAAGCUGACAAGGACUUCAUCGACUUCCUCUUUCACAUUCUCCGCCUGCCACUUGGAACUAUCAUUCCUCUUCUGAAAAAUCAAGGGACAGUGGACAGCUUUGGAAACAUUUAUGAUAGCAUUGAAAAUUUAAGUACUACUUACAUUCAACCAAACGUGAACAAAGAGACUCUCUUGAAGCACAAAGUGCACAUCUCUGGCGGUACUGGUGAGGUCCCUCUCCUAUUGCCAGACAUUGAAUCAUCAUCAACGUCCAGGAAAUUCUAUAGGUGUUCUAGAAUCCAAAACAGCAACUGUUACGGAUGUGUGGCUGACAACUGUAGUGCAUUAUGCCCUUAUUGCCAGGGUUCUAUGACCAGCGAUGUAAGUUUUGUAGACCCACCAACCACAAAUAAUACGGUCUCUAGUGAUGGAGGAUACGUGAAAGGGGUGGUUACAUACAUGAUUAUGGAUGAUCUGGAGGUGAAACCCAUGUCCACAAUUUCCAGUAUCACCCUGCUUAAUAAGUUUAAUGUCAAGCAAUUAGGGGAUCUUGAGGAGAAAGUGGUUGAAUUGGGCAUGGAGGAGGGUGUAAAAUUGCUCAAGGCUUCUCUGCAGUCGAAGAAUGUCUUGACUGAUGUCUUCCUCCCAAAGCUGGAACAAGAAGUUAACGUAGAGACUGAAUUUCUAGGUGCAAAAGUUGUGUAGUAUUCCAAAAUGUUUUUUGUUGCAAAGAAGUUUUAAAUCUCAGUCUAAGUGCCUGAAGAUGACUGAGGGCAUAACGCAACUAAACUGCCUCCCCCACCAACUC
Molecule: messenger RNA, 875 nt
Organism: Quercus lobata
Lineage: Eukaryota; Viridiplantae; Streptophyta; Magnoliopsida; Fagales; Fagaceae
Exons: 2
Coding region: 20-772 (250 amino acids)
Source: RefSeq, a predicted model, not a curated record